UCAAAUUCAUUUCAAACCACUGCGUUUCCUGGUCGCCCCCGAAAAAAUGGUAACAGCAGCGGCUACAAUGGUAGCACUCUCAGUUAAAUCACACUCUAAAAUACACACUCUCUCAUCAUUUCGUACUCUCCCCCGCCUCACGUGCUCCUUCUCUUCUUCCUUAAAUUUCAAUAUCUCCUUCGCUCCCUCAAAGCCGAAGCCCAAGCCCGAAACCCAAGGCCCAACCGAGCCCGACGACACACCGCUCCUCAUCCCUUGGAUCGUUCGGGGUGAGGACGGGAAUCUCAAGCUGCAAUCGGAGCCUCCUCCGAGCCUCAUCAAUGCCUUGGCCAGCGCCCAAACCGGCACCAAGAAGGACAAGAAGCAAACCAAAACCAGCACCAACAAAGCUCAAAACCACGAAAAGGUUCGCGCGGUGGCGCCGCCGCAGCAUUCCAAGGCGGCGCGGAGGUUCUACAACCAAACAAUCAAGGACUCCGCCGGCACGCGCCUCAGCAAGGUUCUCGCCGCCUCCGGAGUUGCGUCGAGGAGAAGCUGCGAAGAGCUUAUUUUCGAAGGGAGGGUUACGGUUAAUGGUUCCGUAUGUAAUACACCUCAGACUAGAGUUGAUCCUGCAAAGGAUGUAAUCUAUGUGAAUGGGAACCGGCUUCCGAAGAGGCAGCCUCGAAAGGUUUAUCUCGCAUUGAACAAGCCGAAAGGGUAUAUAUGUUCGUCUGGGGAGAAUGAGUCUAAAUCUGUGAUAAAUCUAUUUGAUGAUUACUUGAGGAGUUGGGGUAAAAAGCAUCCGGGAGUACCCGCACCUCGGCUAUUCACUGUAGGACGCCUUGAUGUUGCUACUACAGGGUUAAUUAUUGUGACUAACGACGGAGAUUUUGCUCAAAAACUUUCACACCCUUCAUCUAAUUUAUCAAAAGAAUACAUUGCAACAGUUGAUGGCUUGGUUCAUAAGAGGCACUUAGUAACCAUAAGUGAGGGAACAAGCAUUGAAGGUGUCCAUUGUGUACCGGACAUUGUGGAGUUACUUCCUCGUCAGCCAGAUGUGCAAAGAGCUCGUCUUCGUAUUGUGGUUCAUGAAGGGAGGAAACAUGAAGUUCGAGAACUAGUGAAAAAAGCUGGACUUGAGAUUCAUUCAUUGAAGCGAGUACGCAUUGGUGGGUUUAGACUUCCACCAGACCUUGGAAUUGGGAAGCACAUUGAGUUAAAUCCAACGAAUCUGAAUGCAUUGGGGUGGAAGAGUUGACAAAGUUGCUUCUUAAUAAUCGGGUAUUUGGAAUGGUGGCAGCGUGCACACGGCUUUCUGGAGAGUUUGUAGAAGAAUUGGGAAAAAAUUUUAACCUGCGGCUUAGAAGAAUUGGAACGGUGACGACGUGGCUGUGUAUAAAUAUACAAGCUUAGCUUAGAGCUGCCUGUUCAAAUAAGAGGGUAUGUUUUGAUAAUUAUACUCUAAAUUGAAAAAUGUGUUUAAAUCGAAACCUAUAAUGCAUGAGGCU
This is a messenger RNA of Abrus precatorius (Indian licorice), 1490 nucleotides long. Its product is annotated as putative ribosomal large subunit pseudouridine synthase SVR1, chloroplastic. NCBI's taxonomy places the organism in Eukaryota, Viridiplantae, Streptophyta, Magnoliopsida, Fabales, Fabaceae. The transcript has 12 exons. Gene Ontology annotation, biological process: plastid translation; maturation of LSU-rRNA from tetracistronic rRNA transcript (SSU-rRNA, LSU-rRNA, 4.5S-rRNA, 5S-rRNA); pseudouridine synthesis. The coding region runs from base 47 to 1240 and encodes 397 amino acids. Gene Ontology annotation, cellular component: chloroplast. The record is from RefSeq and is a predicted model, not a curated record. Gene Ontology annotation, molecular function: pseudouridine synthase activity; RNA binding.